Gastrolobium bilobum is the source of this 768-nucleotide messenger RNA. RefSeq lists its product as uncharacterized. NCBI's taxonomy places the organism in Eukaryota, Viridiplantae, Streptophyta, Magnoliopsida, Fabales, Fabaceae. The transcript has a single exon. The record is from RefSeq and is a predicted model, not a curated record. The coding region runs from base 1 to 768 and encodes 255 amino acids.
AUGUACAUCCGAGGGACAGAUGAGCCUCUUAUAUCUCGGAUAUUUGCCAUAACCCUGACUGGGGCUGCGCAGGCUUGGUUCUCUACCUUACCUGCCAACUCCAUUGGGUCUUUUGAGGAAUUUGGGGAGAAAUUCCUCUUAAAUUUUGCGACAAGAAAGAAACAUCCGAACUCUGAGUUCUCACUUGGAAAGAUACGACAACAACCUGGAGAAACCCUCCAAAGAUACCUCAAUCGGUUCAAGGACGCUGCAUUGCAGGUGCCGGGUUUACAAGAGAAUGUUCACGUACAUCUCAUUAUGGCUAGUUUGGAUGGUGCAUCCAGGCUAGCCAAGUCGGUUUAUAAGGACCCGAUGAGGACGUUGGAAGAAUUCAGAACCCGUUCUAAGAAGUACCUCGAACUCGAGCAAAUGGAGAUUGCAAAUGCGCAAUUUGAAGAGGGUAAAAGAAUGAGCCUGAGAAAGAGAAGCCUGGCCCCGAAAGGAAAAGAAAGAGAUGACAAUAAGAAAAAAGACUCAAGAGCCAGAAUCCCGGAUGGCCGAGAUAAAGUUGGAAGAUAUGAGAAGUACACACCGUUGAACGCACCACGCUCUCAAAUCUGGAGGGAAGUGGCAAUGACGGAGAUGAAGAAAGUAGAAAGACCCCGGCCCAUAUUUGACAGAGGAGGUCUGGACAAGUCUAAGUACUGUGCUAUCCACGAUGGUCCGGGUCACACUACCGAUCAAUGUUGGGAUCUCCGAGAUGCAGUGGAGAAAUUUGUUAGAGAUUGA